AUGAAUCAUCAAAUGAUUAUUUUGCUUUAUGCGUUUAUGACGAAUUCAUGGCACAAUGCAUUGGCUGCUGAACCUCCCAGUGUUACUAAAACAUUUGCAGCCGCUCAAACCUUUUUUGCGAACCCCGAACGAGGAUGGAUUACACAUCGAUUCUCGGAUGAUAUUUACGACGUUAAUAGUCUGCGAAGUAGUGUCGAAAAAGUGUCACUACUCUUGAUCAAAAUAGACAUAUCAGCUUAUCGGAAUAGUUCACAUAUUGGGCAAAGUAAACUCAAUGAAAUUCGUUCAGUACUUGCGACUUGCCGUCAACAAGGUUUAAAAGCCAUCAUGCAUUCGGCAUAUUCCUGGGAUUUAGUUCUUGCUCCAGAACUGAAAAAUCUCGAAACUGUCAAAGCUCAUAUCAUGGACAUGAAACCAAUUUAUUAUGAAUAUGAAGAUAUCAUCGUCGCUGUCGAAAUGGGUAUGUUUGGACCGUGGGGCGAAAUGCAUUCAUCAUAUUUCAGCACCACGAACACAGCACUGUUUUAUCCCAUCAAGACCAGUGCACUCAGAGAAGUACACGCCACCUACAUGUCUACAUUGCCAACUACGCGGUCUGUCAUCCUUCGUACGCCGUACUACAUUCGUCAAGUUUUUAAUAGUGAUAUUCCUCUUUCAUCCGCUGAAGCUUAUAGCAAGAAUCCGAAAGCACGCACUGGUUAUCACAACGAUGCUUAUCUUGCCAGCAGCAGUGAUGAAGGUACUUUCGAUUAUGGAUGGUCACGAGCUCAAGAACUCGCUUACAUUGGUCAAAUGACUCGUUAUGCAUUUUUUGGUGGAGAAACGUUUGGCACUCCUAAUAGUGCAUAUAACAAAGCCCAAAAUGCCUUGGCAGAAUCAAAACAACAACAUAUGACAUAUCUUAAUCGAGAUUAUAACCCACCGAUUUAUAAUGCAUGGGGCACCGCCGUAAAACAAGAAUUUACGCGUAAACUUGGCUACUGUUUUCAGCUGCAAAGUCUUUCUCAUUCAAAAGAGGUGGUACCCGGUGGCAUUUUGAGUUUUUCUUUGAAACUACAAAAUAUCGGCUUUGCAGCUAUGCAUUUGACUCGACCUGUUAAAUUAACACUUGAUAAUGAUAAAACUGGCAAUGCACGCAUCACAUACAACACCACUCUCAGUGUUGAUCCUCGAACGUGGACACCUGAAGCCAAUGUUAUAAGUAUUGAUCGUAAACUUUGUGUUCCAGUAAAUAUCAAGGAAGGCGUCUGGCGACUACUUUUGACAUUACCCGAUGUUAGUACCCGUUUGCAGAGCGAUGUACGCUAUACAGUUCGAUUGGCCAAUAAAAACAUCUGGAACACAUCUAUUAGCCAAUGA
Messenger RNA from Adineta ricciae, 1359 nucleotides. NCBI's taxonomy places the organism in Eukaryota, Metazoa, Rotifera, Eurotatoria, Adinetida, Adinetidae. The record is from the annotation of a GenBank genome assembly.